Messenger RNA from Symbiodinium natans, 423 nucleotides. NCBI's taxonomy places the organism in Eukaryota, Dinophyceae, Suessiales, Symbiodiniaceae. The record is from the annotation of a GenBank genome assembly.
AUGGCGUUGCAGAGUGCUGGCCAGAAGAUGGGAAUGGAGCUCUACCAGGUCAUGCGUUCCUUGGGAGAUGGAUGUUCCGAUUGCUGUGGUCGGUCGCGUGCUUACCUUUGCAGCAGAUCGGCCGCGAGCAUCUGCUUCGACUCAGACGGCGGUCUGCUCUUCAAUAGGAAGCGCGUGCCACUUCUGGAAGCGAAGUAUGGGCCCGAAAGCACGGUGGCGGUGGUGCUCAACCUCGACCCAGAAAGUCCCAACAUGAACACCAUGUCCCUGUACAGAGAUGGACAGCGCCUCGCCGACCCGCAGACGCUGCCUGAAAGCUUGCAGGGGAAGGCGCUGUUUCCAACCCUGACGUACAAGAACAUGCGGGAGCCUUACUAUCGCUUUGCCUGCUUUGCAUGUUCAGCGCUCGAGAGUUCCGUCUGA